AUGUUUGAAUCAAGUGUUUUAAAUGGACUUACACGAUUAAGUAUUGAAAUAGGAAGUAGUAAAAGUCGAACUGAUGAUGAUUUUAUUGAUCGAAUUAAUCAUUCACAUACAACAACUGUGCUUAUGAUAUGUACACUUAUAAUAAUGGGUAGACAAUUUAUUGGUAAACCAAUAGCAUGUUGGACACCGAAUGAAUUCACUAGUGCACAAGUUGAAUAUGCUGCAUUAGUAUGUUGGGUUACUUCAACCUAUUUCAUAUCACCUGAUCAGCCAACAAUACCGUCAGAUUUACCACUACAUAGAAAAGACUCCAUACAUUACUAUCAAUGGGUACCAUUCUUGUUAAUGUUACAAGCUGCAAUGUUUUCAAUACCAUGUAUUAUAUGGCGUUUAUUCAACUGGCAAUCACGUAUCCAUCUCUGGACUGUAAUGGACUUAGCUAGUAAAGCUGGUGAUCUUGAAGAAACAUUACACUCUAGUGUAAAUCAUUUAGAAUACAUUGUUAAACAUUUAGAAGAUGCACUCAUCAUACGACAUCGAUAUAAACAAAGUCGUAAAAAUAACAGUUCUAUAUCAAUGGCACAAACAUCUGUAUCUAGUUCAGUGAAUACAAAUGAACAAAUCAUAAAUAAAGAUAAUUCCUGGUAUGCUAUACUACCGCUUACAAUAACGAAUAGAUCACGUAUUCCUGGUCCACGACCAUGUUCACCACAAUCAAACAGUUAUCUGAAUGGUUUAUAUUUAAUUAUUAAAGCACUUUAUGUUUUUAAUUCAACUGGACAAUUAUUUUUGUUAGCUAGAUUUUUGGGACAAACAACAAUAUUUUUCGGACCUCAAAUGUUAAUUGAUCUUAUAGCUGGUACACAAUGGUAUCAAAGUGGAAAUUUUCCUCGUGUUACAUUUUGUGAUUUGGAUAUGAGGAAAAUGGGAAAAAAAUAUCAUCGAUAUACAUUACAAUGUGUAUUAAGUAUUAAUAUGUUUAAUGAAAAAUUUUUCAUUUUUCUUUGGUUCUGGCUUAUUUGUAUAAGUUUAUUAAAUAUACACAGCUUUUUACGUUGGUGUUGUCGGUCCACAUUUCAAACCAGUCGAGUAUGUUUUAUCAGAAGUCUAUUAUUCAAUAAAAUCUCAAUGAAUAUAAAUAAUAAUAAUAAAUCAGACUAUUCAUCAAAUAAUACUAAUUCAAAUCUAACACAAAAUUCUGAUUAUCAGUCGACUAGUCAACAAUCAACAACAAUACCUUUAGCUGAAUCAUUAUCUUCUGAAUGUUAUAAUGAACAAUUAACAAUAAAUGAUAAAAAAGCAUCAGCAUUUUUUACUGAACAUAUUUUAGGUCAAGAUGGUGUAUUUGUAUUGCGUUUAAUUGCCUUAAAUGUUGGUCAAUAUAUUGCAUCAAAAAUAGCUUGUCUUAUAUGGGAUCGUUAUCGACUUGUUAAUACUACAUCAAAGUAUACACAUAGAAUAAAGAGAAUACAAGAAACAUCAAAGAUGAUGACGACGACCACCACUACCACCACUACAACAACAACAGCAAAAUCACAAACAUCACAUAAUGUAACCAGUAGCAUUAGGCAACUAUCGAAUAUUGUUCAAACUCCACCUAUUCCUGAAAGAAAAGAUAAAAUUAAACAUAAUGAAGAAUCAAAUCAAUCAACAUCUAGUUUAAAUGAAUCAGAUCACAUUGUAAGAAUUAGAACAUUGAAUGUAUCUAGUAAAAUGGAACAAUAUUCCCAAAGUCUACCAUCACAAUCACUUAUAUAUAGUUCAAGAAAUUCUUUCAAUAAUCUCUAUGAUCAUUGUUCACAUUCUGAUAGAAAUUCAUCAAAUAAUUCAAGAAUUCGAAUUUUAAAUCAACCAAAUAAUUUUGUUUAAAAAAACCUACUACUUAUAAGUUUUCUUCUUUUUUUGUUUCUUUUCCUAUUUUAUUAUACAAAUAUAAAUAAAUUUAUGAACAAACUCAUAUGGGAAAUAUCUUUAUAGAUUUUAUUAUAGUGAUAUUUCUAAUACAAAACUUCUUAUGCUCACUUAGUAUUGUUUGUUUGGA
Schistosoma rodhaini is the source of this 2041-nucleotide messenger RNA. NCBI's taxonomy places the organism in Eukaryota, Metazoa, Platyhelminthes, Trematoda, Strigeidida, Schistosomatidae. The record is from the annotation of a GenBank genome assembly.